Messenger RNA from Colletes gigas, 2483 nucleotides. Its product is annotated as intraflagellar transport protein 81 homolog. The record is from RefSeq and is a predicted model, not a curated record. The transcript has 13 exons. The coding region runs from base 513 to 2441 and encodes 642 amino acids. NCBI's taxonomy places the organism in Eukaryota, Metazoa, Arthropoda, Insecta, Hymenoptera, Colletidae. Gene Ontology annotation, cellular component: cilium; centrosome; intraciliary transport particle B. Gene Ontology annotation, molecular function: tubulin binding. Gene Ontology annotation, biological process: intraciliary transport; cilium assembly.
UAUAAAAAUCCAUUAAGAAUUUGUUAUUUUGUCGUAACGUUUAAUUAUUGUAUGAAAAUUUAAUGUACGAUUUAGAUAUACCCCGUUGAUUAGAAAUUUUUUUUUUGCGAUGAUUUGUUAUUAAAUACGUCGCACAUCUAUCGAAACAGUCAAAGUGCAGAUUGUGAUAAAAUCGAUACCAACACACCUUCAAGGUAUGUCAACAAUUACGCAGAGUUGAAAAUUAAAUGACCUUUCGAGGAUCUUCGAUAGAGAGCCAGCCACGUGCUUCGCUUAAUUAGCAACUAAUUUUAUCCAAAAGGUCAUCAUAGAGAUGACAAAUAUUUGGUUUUUGUGUGUCGCGCGUAUAGUUUGUGGUGCGCGUAUACUUUUUAAAGAGAAACUAGUUAUAAUGGCGCACAUGCCGCCGUUGUCAGGGGAACCAAUUAUGAUAACAUAGAGGCAGCAUAUUUAUUCCAUUUCAGUUUGCGUUGUGUAUUUUGAAGAAGAGAACAUAUCGAGGCACAACAAUCAUGAAGGAAAAUAUGAAGUUCAUCGUAACAGGAGUGAACAAAUUGUUAGGACGUAAUUACAACAUUAUUUAUUUCAAUUCUUUGAGUCCGGAGGAAUUGUUACAAGUAUUGAGGGACGUGUUAAUCAAAAUACAGGAUCAAAAUGAUGCUAAUGUCGACGCGAAAAACGAGACCCCUGAAGAGACUGCCAUUAAUAUUUUGUUCGCUCUUCGUGUACUUAAUUAUCAACCACAAACAGAUCCUACAAGUUUUCGGCAAGGCCUCGUUCGGGGUGAUCUUGAAACGAUCCAUCCUAUCCUAACUUGGCUUUUGUCCCAUGUAGACACCGUUCGAAAAAGAGCCUAUUUAUCUCGCUUCCUGGUGAAGGUGGAGGUUCCUGCCGAGUAUUUGAGCGAUCCGGAGGUUUCCUCUUUGUACGAACAAUACAAUGCUUUGAUCGAUCGGUUCAAAACCGUUCACAAGGAAAGGGAGAUAGGGAAGAAGAAUUUUGAAAACGCCAGUGAACUUACCGCUGAUCUGAAAACUAUGGAAAAAGAAAAAGAGGCGGUGAUAAUACGUAUUGAUAAAAUGAAGGCGAAAGCAGAAACGGGGGUUCAUUUAUUAGACGCUGCAAAAGCACUGCGCGUAGAAAGAGAUAAAGAACGUGAUCUUGCGUUGCAGGAAGAACAGGAGAAAGAAUUUAUAUCCCGGUUACAGAUUUCUCUCCAAAGAUUGGAACGAGAAUUGGAAAUUUUAAAAAGGGACGAGAGCGAAGUUACAGCGCAAACAUUGUUGCAACAGUUGUCCGAAGUAGUCACCGUUCAGAGUAUAAUUACAAAUGAAAAGCAACCAGCAGAAUUGAGCGCGAAGAAAAAUCGUAUGAAAGCUUUAACCGCGGUAAAGCAGUAUUCAUAUUUAGGUCCAGAGCAAAUAACUUUUUUAAGAAACAAAUUAGAUGUCAUAGCAAAAGAGAUCCAAGAUUUGGUAGAGCUCAAGAUUUCAAACAGCAGUAUUGACAAAAUGGAACCGUUUCGGCAACAAGCAGCUGCUGUUGCUAACAUUAAAAAAAAUGCGCUGGAACGAUUGGAGAAAACUGAGAACUCUUUGCAAGAAUUACAAACGAAAUUGGAAGAAAAACGCGAGCUAUCUAAAAUGGCUCUAGGAGAUAUGGCGCCGAAAGGAGAUGAAUUGAAGAAAUAUAUAAAUCGUUUAAAAACUAGGAGUACGCUUUAUAAGCACUGUAAAGGCGAGUUGGCGUGGCUCAACGCGGAAAAUAGUGUUCUUUAUCGAACAACGGCCAUUUUGGAAAAUCAGCUUAACCAAACGAAGCAAAUAUUAGAGUCAACCAAGGAAAACAUUCUGGAUGAUGAUUUUACCGAGGAAAAUGCAUCCUCCACGAAUCUUCAAUUGUCGCGAGAUAUUUCCUCUCUUCGAGCGAAAUUGGUUCCAUUGAUAAAUGAAGUUGAAACGUUACGAGGAAAAUCGCGAGAAUUUGAGCAACAGCACGAAAAAGCUGAAAAGGCUCACAGUGAUAUAGAAUCAAGUAUGAGUGCGUCGAUUGAUAAUUUGCAAUCCGAGAUAGAAAAUUUGAAAGUGAAAAUGGAAAAGGAUACUAAAGAAAAGGAGAGAUUAGAGAAACUUGUAAUUAGAAUGAAAACUAUCGACGAGAAAAUAAAACGUGAUACGGAGGACCCCAGUGUUUCCAAUCCUGGUAAAAAUCUCAAGGAGGAAUUAAAUGCUGCUAUACGGGCAGAGGAAACCAAAAUAAAAAAUUUGACGUUAGAAAGAGAACAAUUAAAGGAAAGUAGUACGAUACAGGAAAAGCAAGCGCAGAUGUGGAAUGACAUUUUGUCGCUGUUUAAAUGUAAGAUAAAAUAUGCCGAGGAAAGCAAGCAAUCAAAUGGUAUCGUUGUUCGGCGAGGAGGUGCAGAAACCCUGGUUCUACAGUAACAAUUGUUAUUUUCUGAAAUUUUUGGAGUAGAAACUAAAUAA